Cylicostephanus goldi is the source of this 279-nucleotide messenger RNA. The record is from the annotation of a GenBank genome assembly. Lineage: Eukaryota; Metazoa; Nematoda; Chromadorea; Rhabditida; Strongylidae.
AUGGACAGUGUACCCGCAACAGUGUCAAAUUGGGGCGGUGGUGACCGUGAAUUUUCUCUUAUUAUCGAGAAUAACCCGCUAACGGAGCUUGUCGAAGUUCCUGCCUCAUUAUCCUCAUUAAACUACUCCCAAAUAAUUGCCGGAGCUAUCCGAGGAGGACUUGAGGCUUUACAUUUUAAGGUGUACUCAAGUGUCAUUGAAAAUCCCACAAAUACAGAGAUCAAGAUCAAGUUUGACCAAAUUCUAAGAGAUAACCUGCCCGCUGGUGAAGAAGAUUGA